UGCCACAGAACGACCCGAGCCUCCUGUCCCGCACCGAGGCAGCAUCGCUGCUCUUCGACUGCAAGGAAGCUGCUGCUAUUGACAGGGACACCUUUUUUGCCAUUGGAUGCACCGGCUUGGACGAACUGAUGGGGAUCGACCCUUCCUUUGAAGUCUUCCAGUCCAGCUUGUUCAGCUCCAUGUCCAAAGGCCUCGAACGCAGUGUUCAGACGAAAGCAGUAAAUCAGCAGCUGGAUCAGAACAUUUCCUUGUUCCUAAUUCAUCUGUCCCCUUACUUCAUGCUUAAGCCAGCUCAAAAGUGCCUGGAAUGGCUGAUUCACAGAUUUCACAUCCAUCUCUACAAUCAAGACAGUUUGAUUGGUUGUGUUUUGCCAUAUCAUGAGACUAAGCUAUUCGUGAGAGUUAUUCAGCUUUUAAAUAUAAAAAAUCCAACUCAUAAAUGGCAUUGGCUGGAUCCAAUAAGGAAACCUGGAGUCCCACUGGCAAGGGGUACUCUCAUUACACACUGCUACAAAGACUUGGAUUUCAUGGAUUUCAUCUGCAGGCUGGUGUCAAAAUCUGUGAAGGUCUUUUCAGAGUAUCCUGGCAACUCAGCUCAACUGAGAGUUCUUCUCGCGUUUUAUGCUUCCACCAUUGUGUCUGCUCUUGGAGCCAUGGAGAAGAUAACGGAUUCUAUAGUCUCCAUACUGCUCCCUUAUAUCCAAAAGGGCUUGAAAUCCUCGGUAGAGGAUUACAGAGCUGCAACAUACAUGAUAAUCUGCCAGAUGACAGUAAAAGUGACAGUGGAGACAUCCUUGGUGCAUUCCUUGAUGUUACAAAUAAGCAAGACAUUGCCUAAAGUGCCUUCAUUAGCCAGGGAAGGGGUGGCAUGUUUGAACCUUCUUCUGCAAACUCAGAAAGGAGACAACCUUGGAAAAAAGCCAUUUAAUUACCUGUGCAGCAACCCAGAACUGGUAACACUUUUGCAAGGCCUUUCAGCAAGCUAUGAUAUCUCCUCUCUUCUGGGCUACCUGUUGCCUCACCUUGUUUGCGCUAUCAUUAAGUGCAAUACAGAGGAACAAGAAGAAUCAGAAGAGAGAGAGAAUAAUAUUUACAUCAGACAUCUUGAAGCUAUUCUUCAGAGUAUAACACUGGAAAAGGAUUUGGAUCGCCUUUUGGCCUCCAAGAUCCUUGAAGAGUUUAUGUCCUAUGGUACAGAGAUUGAAUCUAAUCCCAUUAAAAUGGCUGCCCUCAAUCAGAAGCUGCUUCCUCUUAUCAGGCUUUUUGAAAGAAAGUAUCCUAAAGCUUUAGACUCUGUGCUGGAGGAGCAACUGGAAGAUGUUACAGAUCAGGCUGACCAAAUGCUCUUUCACCAAUUUAUUUCUCUUUCAUUAAGCUGUGGCAAGUAUAAGUUUCUGGAGGACUCUGAUACAUCUCUCCUGCUUAGUUUGAAUCAUCCCCAGCCUGCUGUGCGAGUCCUGGCUGUUCAGCAUUUGAAAGACAUUAUUGAAACAGCAAAGGAAGGCUUUGAUCAGUCCUUCAUAGAAGAAGCAAUCUUUGGGCGGCUUAGGGAUGACAACAAAGAUGUUGUAAUGUCUGCUUUAAGUGCUCUGGAGAUUUUCAGGAAACAAGUCAAUCCAGAAGUAGUAGUUCCAAGUCUUUUGAAUAUCUUUCACAGAGUUGAUCUUUCAAAGGAUGGAAAGUGGUAUAAAGUUCUGGAGCGAGCAGUACAAAUUUUAGUCAAAGAAGAGAUUUUGAAAAAAGAAAAAGAACUAUUAAAUGAAGCAGUAAUGCAGUUGUUACCUUUUAUGGUAAUCACUAAUGCAAAUUCAAAAUCCUCAGAAUGGAAAAUGGCAGUGUGCUUGUCAGAUUCUGGUCUUUGCUCAUUACACCCUUUACUGAAAGGUUGGCCAGAAGUUCUUGAAGAAGCAAUUAAAUCUAGCAAGCCUACAGAGUUAAUUGGAGCAGUCAACAAGAAAAUGAUUCUGCUGUUCUCUGAGAAUAUGACUUCAGGGGACCCUUCCUUACUACUGCAAAUGGUUGAUGGUCUAAUACGUGUUGCUGGAAUGGAGUCUGACAGCGUGAGGCAGAAAAUAACUGCUCAUAUAAUUGGCUCAGUGCUUGUUCAGUGCUGCUGCAAUUCACAGAUAAAGGAAAGUUAUUUUUCAAUGGCUAUCAGAGUUUUCUGUUUCUUGGAUGAAAAGAUACGAAGUCUUGAAGCUUGUCAUCCUACAGAGGAAAACCCCUCAAAAUGGUCUGUUGAAAUAAUGCAGGAAAGUUUGGUGCCAGUGGACUUGUUAAAUGCCUAUAUAGAAAAACUCAAUAGUGGUCAGACCGUUAGUGCAGAAGAUUCAGCUAUGUUCAUGUUCUUGUUGAAAAACUUCAUUAAUGACCUGAAACCUCCUCUCUCCUUUUCAAAAGAAGAAACCUGGUGGAAUCCUGAAUCUCUGAAUCAAGAUGGCCAAGACUACCUGCACCUUCUUUUGGGUCUGUUUGACUUGCUAGUCUGUGGAGCUAGUGAGGGAAGGAAUGCUGUUCAGUUCAGAGCACUGAUGAAUCUCUUACUUAAGGUACAUCUAGAAGAUUCAGAGGUUCUCUUCAAAUUCCUUUCAAUUUUGUGGACAUACAACUAUAACCUUUCAAAUCAGCUGAACUAUGAAGUCAAUGCAAUGCUGCAGACCCGAGCUUUGUAUAUUGGCUGUGCACUGCUUGUGGUGCAGACAUACCAAAAGAAGAAACAGCUGCUAUCACUGUCAUCUCCAGUGAUGAUAUCUUUGCUAAUUAAUUUGGCUAGUCCUGUAAGUGAAGUUCGAAGAGCUGCUCUCAACUGCUUCCAUUCCCUAAGUGGGAUUAAGGAGUCUGUGUUUCAUCCUGUUCUUCAGAGUCUGGAGCAAAAAACAGAAGAGAUUAUAUCUGACCCCACGUACAUAGCACAGAUUGUGGGAAGUCUAUUUGUGUUUGAAGCACCUCAAACAAAGCAGAAAUCCCAGAAGAAAAAACUGUCUGAAGCCUUGGAAAGUCUGCUAGAUAAUGUAAAAAACCCUACUUGCCCAUCAUAUGUUGCAAGAAAUCUAAUGAAAAUUCUUUGUGAAGUCCACGGAGAGAUGAUUCUUUCUCAUCUCUUGCCUGCCCUAGACCGUUUGCUGGAGAAGGUCUUGAAGGAACCUGAAGCCAUGUUGAAAGAUGAAGUUGUUCUCCUGCAUCUCAUCCUUGGAAAAUACGAUGAACAUUCAGCAACUCUCUUGUCCAAGAAUCAGCAGAGCCUGGAUUUAUUUAUCAAAAGUCUACAUGCUGCCAAUAAAGUCUACAAAGAAAUUCCACCUUUCCAGAUUACAGCACUUGAGCAGAUAACUAAGCCGUUCUUUGCGGCUGUGUCAGAUGGAACAGUACAACAGAAACUGCUGAAAGUGUUGUUUGACUUGCUGUUGAACUGCAAGAACCCACUUUGUGCCCAGACAAUAAGCAGUGUGUUUAAAGGGAUUUCGGUGUGUGCUGAGCAGAUUGUCACAGAACUGGAGCCUCCUGAGAAAACCAAAAGUCUGACCACUGUUCAGCAAACUAGACGGCAGAAGAUGCAGCAGCAGAGAAAGCCCCAAGAUGCAGAAUUGGCACCAGAAACGAGCAGUUUCAGCUGGCAGAGGGUUAUGCUUAUUCUGGAAUUACUGCAGCAUAAGAAGAAACUUAAACGUCCGCAGGUGCUGGUGCCUCCGCUUUUUAACCUGCUGAGCCGAUGUCUGGAACCUGUAGCAUCAGAAGAAGAAAAUAUGGAAUAUACAAAGCAGCUAAUCCUCAGCUGCCUGCUAAACAUCUGUCAGAAACUGUCUUCGGAUAGUAGCAAGAUUCCAACAGAUGUCCUUGAUAAAGAAAAAUUCAAUGUGGAAUUGAUAGUUCAGUGCAUCAGGAUAUCUAAAAUGCCCCAGACGCAUCACCAUGCCCUGCUCCUCCUUGGUGCUGUUGCUGGCAUGUUUCCUGAUAAAGUACUCCAUAACAUCAUGCCCAUUUUUACAUUCAUGGGAGCAAAUGUCUUGCGUCUGGAUGAUACUUACACUUUCCAAGUAAUUAAUAAGACUGUGCAGAUGAUUAUUCCUGCUCUUAUACAGGCAGAGGACAGCGACUCGCCGGAGGCCUCGGGGAGCGUGGAGGAGGUGGUGGUCAGGAUCGUGCGCGUGUUCGUGGACGCGCUGCCGCACGUGCCCGAGCACCGCCGCCUGCCCGUCCUGGCGCAGCUCCUGGCCACGGUGGGCGAGGAGCGCUUCCUCUGGGUGCUGCUGGUGCUGCUCUUCGAGCAGUACGUCACCAGGACUGCCACCGCCACGUCGAGCGCGGAAAAGGAUGCUGUCUUGGAGGCAGACACUGAAUUUUGGAUUUCAAUCUGUUGUGAAUUUAAUGUACAAUCUCAGUUCCAGAGUAUGAUGAAAAUAAUCCAGUACUUGACAAAGCUGCCAGAGAACAAAGAAGAUGAUCCUGGGCAAAAAACAUCAAGAACAUGCAAGACGAAGCCGAAAGAUCAGGACGGGCAGCUCUUUAAUGUGGAGUCUCACUCAGAUAAACAACUCCGACAUUUCAAAUUCUUGUCAGUCUCCUUCAUGUCACAGCUCUUAUCCUCUCAGAGCUUUGUGAAAAAGGUAGUUGAAUGUGAAGAGACACAAGAGCUCCGCAAGUUGGAACAGAGGUUAUUAGAAGAAGUUCUUCGUUAUAUAAACACAGUGGCAUCCUCAGUGGAAGGAAACGCAGAGAAGCCAACAGCCAAAUUUUGGAGGGUUUUGCUUAACAAGUCCUAUGAUAUGCUGGAUAAAGUCAAUGCCUUGCUGCCGACAGAAACCUUCAUCCCUGUGAUUAGAGGCCUCAUGACCAACCAGCUGCCCUCUGUGAGGCGCAAGGCAAUGGAGCUCCUGAACAACAAGGUGCAGCAGCGUGCCAAGUGGCAGAAGGGCCAGAUUCGGCAGCUCCUAGAGCUGGUUCCUCACCUCAUUGCAAUUGUGCAGUGUAAAAGGGAGGAGGAGGAAGAGGAGGAGCAAGCCAUCAACAGGCAAACUGCUUUGUUCAGCCUCAAGCUACUCUGCAAAGGUUUUGGCACGGAAAAUCCAGUGCCAUUUAUACCUGUUCUGAAAACUGCCGUUGAUCUGAUAUCUUCAGAGAAGGAAGAGAAGAAUGUGAUGGGAAGUGCUCUGCUCUGUAUAGCUGAGGUCACCUGCACUUUGAAAGCCCAGGCAAUACCUCAGCUUCCAAGGCUGAUGCCAGCACUGUUGAAGACUUUAAAAAAUAAGAAGGAGCUGGUCUCCAGUGAGAUCUACUUGCUGAGUGCUGUGACAGCUCUGCUGAAGGUUGCAGAAACGUUAUCACACUUCCUCAGUCCCUACCUCUUGGACUGCUUGCUUCAGGUUGUCCGCUUGGAAAAGAUUGUGGUGGAAUUUGGUCCUGCUUCCCAGAUCGGCUUGCGUGUAACGUCACUGAAAACUAUCCUCGCUACAAAGCUUGCACCCAGAAUACUCUUGCCUGCAAUUACCAAGUGUUACAGUGAAGUUGCAAAUACCAGGAAGAACUGCUUGGGUCCCCUUAUGAACAUGCUGAAGGAGCACAUCAUGGUUAUGGAGAAGGAGCACUUGAUCUCACACCAGUCUGAGCUGACAGCAUUUUUCCUGAAAGCCCUGGACUUUCGAACAGAGCAUGCCCUGGAUGAUUUGGAGGAAGUUGGUAAGACGGAGAUGUACAUUAUCGACUGUCUAAUCAGUAUGGUUAUAAAACUUUCCGAGGCUUCUUUCAGACCCCUCUUCUUCAAGCUCUUUGACUGGUCAAAAACAGAGUGUACCCUGAAGGACAGGCUGCUGACGUUCCACCGGCUAGCGGACUGCAUUGCAGACAAGCUCAAGAGUCUCUUCACCCUGUUUGCUGGACAUCUGGUGAAGCCGUUUGCUGAGACACUGAACCAGGUCAACAUCUCCAAAACUGAUGAAGCUUUCUUUGACUCUGAGAAUGGCACCGAAAAGAGCUGUUUACUGUUGCAGUUCACCAUGAACUGUCUGCAUAAACUCUUCCUCUUUGACACCCAGAAUUUCCUGAGUAAGGAGAGAGCAGAAACCUUGAUGAUGCCUCUAGUUGAUCAGCUAGAAAAUAUGCUUGGAGGAGAUGAGAAGUUCCAGGAACGAGUGACAACCCACCUGAUACCCUGCAUAGCUCAGUUUGCAGUGGCCAUGGCAGAUGACUCUCUUUGGAAACCACUGAACUUCACUGCUCAGUUCCUUACACAGACGGUUUUAUUUCAGGUGCGGUUUGCUGCUCUGCUUGCUCUGCUAGAAGUUGCAGGAAAACUGAAGGAGAACUACCUGAUUCUGCUACCAGAAUCUAUUCCAUUUCUCGCUGAGCUCAUGGAAGAUGAAUGUGAAGAAGUUGAACACCAGUGUCAGAAAACAGUUCAGCAACUGGAGGUCAUUUUGGGCGAAUCACUUCAGAGUUACUUUUAAGUUAUCUCCUUUGUUUUCAUCUUUGGUCUGGUCUGUCUCAGGUUCACUUCAGAGGGAAGUGGCAGAGGCAAGGUGGCCUUCUCAUUUU
Tinamus guttatus (white-throated tinamou) is the source of this 6528-nucleotide messenger RNA. The record is from RefSeq and is a predicted model, not a curated record. NCBI's taxonomy places the organism in Eukaryota, Metazoa, Chordata, Aves, Tinamiformes, Tinamidae.